Messenger RNA from Hydra vulgaris (swiftwater hydra), 5631 nucleotides. RefSeq names its product focadhesin. NCBI's taxonomy places the organism in Eukaryota, Metazoa, Cnidaria, Hydrozoa, Anthoathecata, Hydridae. Gene Ontology annotation, biological process: regulation of post-transcriptional gene silencing. The record is from RefSeq and is a predicted model, not a curated record.
CUGUCAACAAAUGGCUGAAGACUAACACAAUUUUCAAAUUUGUACAGUUGAGAGUGUAUUGAAAAAACCAGUGGUCUUUGAUGCAAUUAUUUAUAUGACAGGGUUCCCACUCAUCCUUAAAAAAAAUAUCCUUAAAAGUACGUAGUUAUUGAAAUGUCAAUAGAAGAAUUUGAACAAAAGUUAAAAUUCCCGCACUGCACCAUUCAGAAACAGGCUAUAACGCAACUAUAUAUAAAAGCAGAAGAUUACUUUAAAAAGAAUGGAAAGAUAACUUCUGCUAACUCAUCAGAUUGUGCAAGUAUUGUUUAUUUGUUAAAAAAUGUUGGCAAUAUGAAUGAAUAUAUCAGCCGCCAAUGUUGUGAAUGCUUGUUAUGCUUGGUAGUUGCUGGUCACCUUUGUGAUAAUUUGGUAUUGGCUUCCUGUGUGACAUCAAGUGCUCUUAAAUGUCCAAUCAAAAAUAUAUGUUGGCUUAUUUUGAACAUUGCUUAUCUGAAAGAAGCUUGGUUUUUACAAAGUGACUCUUUGCACCCAUUGUCACAGGUUUUGCUCAACAACACUGAGUUUUCAAAAGAGUUGUUUAUUUCAGUUCAAUCAUAUUUAAUAUCUACACUGCACAAAGAUUUUUCACUGACUUCAAAUAAACAGUUGUUGAAAGUGUUUGCAUCUAUUGAGCCCUUUUUAAAGUUUGUUUUAUAUGAAACUUGUUAUGGUGUUGAGUUGAUUGAGAUCUUCUCUCAACUUUUAUCAUUUCAAAAUUCAAAUGAAAAUUUCUCACUUUUUCAAAAAGUAUUGGAGCUCUGUAAAAAUAAGAAAAUGGUAGAUAAUUCAUCAAAAGACUUCUUAUCAGUAAGCGUUCUUCUUGCUGUUUGGUAUAUAAAUCAUUUAGAUUUAAAAGAUGUAAUCUUAAUAAAUGACUUGAUAUGGAUGUUGGUUACUGGAAUAUGGGAAAGUUUCAAUGGUUUGUUGUGCUACUAUAUCCACCAAGCUUUAUUUUUAUUGCGUCAAUUACUUUUUAUAUGUUUGCAAGAUAAAAAAAAGAUUUUUUUACAAUUCAAAGAAGAACUUCUUCUGUUUUGUGCUUUAAUCAUGGCAAAAUCUAAUGAAGUGGAAGUGUUGAAGGAGAUUUUGUUAUUUGUUUUUAGUCUUAUACCAGAAUGUCUUCGAGAUCUUACAGUGGAACAAUCUAAAUCUUUAAUUUCUGUCCUUGUCUUUCCAAUGUUAAAGUUACUUAGUGACCAACAUUCUUGUUUUGAGAAAUCAGAUAUUCAUAGGAUGAUUUUGGAUUUUUUUGGAAAUAUUGAGAAUAUACUUAUUUGCGAUUCCAAAGUUAAUAUACCACUAAGAAGUUUAAACAUUUCUAUUCAAUAUAGUAAAAUCUUUAACAUUUGUCAUUCAUCACUGUCUAUGUUGACAUUACUACACAGUGAUAAUGCAAUGACUAGCUCAUGGUUAACUGAUAUCAACUUCAUGGUAAAAAGCAGGAAUACUCUGCCUAAAGAAAACAUUAUUUUGAUGCUUUCAACAGUUUUAGUUAUGCACACCAAUGAAGAAUUAUUCAGAAAGGCUCUUCAAACUAUUCUUGUUGUAUGUCAACAUGAUAUUAGCAUGGUUAUGAACUUUUUCCCUCUUUUACUCUAUUGUCUGAGGAGUGACAGAUUUAAAAAAGUCAAGUUAGAUGUUUUGUAUAUUAUACCAGAAUUGGUGCUACAUAAAAUACUUGUAGGUAUUGCAUUAAAACUUGUUAAAUCACUUUCGAUGAAUCUUGCACUGUUUCCACUAGCUGUAAAACUUGGUGUAGAAAUUUGGAAAAAGCAACCACGUGUAUUUCCACAUAUUUUACAGUUAUUUUAUAUAAAAUUUGACAAACCAUUUGAAUCAAAAGUGUGGUAUGAGUGUUUACUUGCAAAAAUUAAUGCUGCCUAUGAAAUUUGUGAUUCUGGGUCAGCUCAUGGCAAAGAUAUGGUUGCUGUUUUAAGUUCUUCAUUAGAUAUGCUUAACGCAGAUUGUAAUGUAAAGUUUAGUGAAUAUAAAGAUUCAUGUUAUUCGUUGCUAAUAGAAACGCUAAAAUCAUUAUGUUUAAACAAAGUAGUAACUGUGGAAUCUAUUUGGAAAAUUAUUAAUACUAAAGUUCAGUCAAAGAAGUCUGUUUCAGUAUUAUGUAGCAUAUGUUCCCUUUUAGCUUGUAUACCUAUUGUAAGAUGUAAAAGUGUGAUCCAACAAGAAGUGAUUUCAUAUCUUUGGAUACUUGUACAAAGCAGUAAGAUUAAUGCAGUCAUAUCAGCAGCUUAUUUUUCACUUGCGGAGUUUCCUUUGGAAGAAAUGAAAGUUAAAUACUUGCCUGAGAAGGUGAGAACCGUUGUUUGCGAUCAACUAAAAGCUUUGAUCAAUCAAGAUUCAGAUGAAAACUUUUUUCCGUUAGAAGAAGUUAUUCCUGGUUUCGGAUUUUCUCUACUAUUGCAUGAGACAGAGAAAGAAGUAAUGUCUGGGUUUAGCACUUUCUUGUCAUCUAUGCUGAGUCAAGAAGUAGCUAAUCUACCAAGAGGUAUUGGAAAAAAAGGUCACCUCAUUUUAAAUCGAUCCAUAUCUUCACCAAUUGUGAAGUUUUUGUCUGAUAAAUAUGAACAAUCAAAUAGGCCUGGACUGCUGCCUGGUCUUGCUGCUGGAUUAUUGUGCUGCUAUGUACCAUAUAUUCAUGGUAUGGACAGAGAAAAUCCCUCAAAAGUUCAUUUAGAGAUACAAGCAGGGAGGUACAAACAAAUGUUGGAAAAUCUUCUACAAGACUUUGCAAUACAACAAAAUGAUUGGCAUCAUGCUAUGCUUGCUCCUCAAAGUUGGUGUCAUUUCAUGAAAAAUCUGUAUUUAGUUUGUAUCCAGGGCAGAAAAGCAAACUUAGAAAUUUCAAAAGAGAAAAAGUUAAUAUCAGAUGAGGAAUUUCAAGAAGAUUCCAAGUCUAUAAAGUUUUGGGUUCGUGAUCAAAUUACUGACCAACUUAAAAAAGCAUCUAAGCAAUCUCCUCAUUUGCAAGGUAAUUCAGUGUUGGGGUUAGUGGGAUUAGCUCAUGCAGUUUCUAACUAUGAGGAGAAUAAUGAUAAAUGUGAAGGGAAUGCCGAUCCAUACUUAUCAAUGCGAACAUGGUUACUUAAAGUUGCUGAUACUAUCAUGGUAGUCUUUGAUGGUAAUUUUAAAGCAAAAUCAAUUCCGUUUCAAUGGUGUCAACAGAUCUCAUCUGGUAAAUCUACAGCUAGUUCAUUAGUAGCACGUUGUUUUGCAGCACUUUCAAUGGGUGAAUUAGCUUCAAUUCUAUUACCAAUUGAUUCCGAAAGAAUUUUAUUCAUGUUAAAUAUGCUUCUAGAAAGGUGUCCGUAUCAAUCGAAAGCAGGUUCUUCGAGUCUAUUGAAUUUUUAUUGUUCCUUAAGUCUUGGUAUGCUGAUUUCAAAUUUAUAUCAACAACAACAAUAUACAGAAAUGGUUGCUAGUAACUUCUAUACAAACAUCUCAUCUUCAGUCAAUGUUCUGGAAAAUAUAAUUUUUAAUGACGAAUUAGAUAAAAAAGAAGGUGCAUGCGUUGGCUACGGUCUAGCAGUUGUAUCAGCAAUAAUGCAUGAUUUAAACAAUUAUUCUAAAGCACAAGCUAUUCAAAUUCGAAAUCGAAUAUUAGAAAAGUGUGGUAGCCUGCAUGAGGCAGACAUGUUAUCAAUAUUUGGACAAGAGUUAUAUUUUGUAUUAGCAUACUUAACUAUGGCCAUGUUUACUGUAGAUAUCCUUACAAUUGAAGAAGUUAAAAACUGUACUAAGUUUAUGCAGAUAAAGGCUGAAAGUAGUUUGUCAGUUGGUCUUCAAUUAGCACUUGGUGUACUAAACUACACAAUGCUUCAAUCUAAAACUGAAAAAAAUCUCUCAAAUGAUAUACUUGAAAACUGGCACAAUAUUCUCUCAAAAAAAGAGUCCAAUGUGUUAAAAAAACUUGGGGCUGUUAAAGGCAUCUUUGCUUCAUAUGGAAUACAUUCCUUGUUCUUAAGGAUUAUAAAUGAUCUGGAUCAAUUCAAACAAUCCAUUAAUACCUCAUUGAAAUUACUUUUUAGUUUAUUUGAUAAAUCCCCAGAUGAUUCAAUCUGUUUGUUAGUUGCUGAACAGUUAGGUUAUAUAUGUCUUUUAGAAGAAAAAUCUUCAAGUGUUGUUAGUCUCCCACAAAGUUACAAUUAUUUAAAAGAAAUAUCUUUGUUAAGGAAUAUUUUUGAUCUGUUAAUGAAACCUUCAAUGAGUAAUUGUAUCAAUGACUUAAGUGAGGACGAGGUACUCACUCUUCUUAAAUCAUUAGUUGCUUUAAAAGGUGUCCCUCUUCCCCCUGUUAACUGGGUUUCUAUACUUGGUCCGUUGACAAGGGCUGGUUUUUCAGAUUUUGUAAAGCAGUUAUGUAUUCAAUUUGCUAUAUUUUAUGUUGGCUCAUCAAACUCUAUGGCUUUAUGGAUAUCUUCUUUUAUCAGUUCUUCAUUAUUUACCAAACUAGCUAUAACAACACAAAAAAUGAUUUUGUUAGCAACUGAAAGUUUAUUACCUUAUUUAACAACUAAUAAACAGAGAGUGAUUCUUGAAGAACUUCCCAUUUAUUGUUUAUUUUUAUCUGAUCACAAGUCUCAAUUUGUGUCUUGUGUUUUUCAACAGUGGUUGGCGAUAUUAAAAAUGUCAACUCCACCUCAGUCUACCAUUUCUUAUGUAUCAUCUGCGUUAAAGAUUGUUUUAGAUAAACUUAAAGAUGUUCAAAUGCAAAUAUCAAAUCAUGAUUUAAAACAUCUUGCCAAACUUGUGUGUUUGUUACAAGGAGAAGACUGGAGAAAAGUUUUACAUAAACUUCCAAAAGAAAUUCGAUACAGGUUACAAAUAGAAAUACUUUAUCUGUUGUCUCCAACAUAUGAUGACAUUUUGGAAAUUGUUUUUGGUGAAGAAAUUGUUUUAACCAAUAUAUAUGAUAUGAUCCAAAUGAUAUUUUCAUUGAAAGAUGUAAAGUUGUUGGAAUAUUUGGUUAAAAGAGUAAUCAAUGAUAACCAAGAAGAUAAGAAUAUUUUCAUGAGCAUUGUAUAUAAAGCCUGCUUAGCGACACAAAAUGCUGGCAGUUUUGUACUUCCAAUAGAUCAAAUGGCUACUAAUGGUUCUUAUAUGAAUCUGUUUAUUCGAUAUAUUACUUCUAAUUCCUAAUUUCCAAGAUUGGUGAGAUCAGGUAUGGAGUAAGCAUUUGUUACGCAUAAUGACAUUUGUGGCGAUAAUGGUUAACAUUGGGUGUAAAUAAUGGUUUAGGAGCACGAAUGUUUCAAUUUAUUUGCAUUGAGGAGUUUUCCGAUCUUAAAUUCUAAAUCUUGACGUAUUAUUUCAAUUUUUGCGAUUAAGUUUUAAUAUGUUGCUUCACGAACAGUCAUAUAUAUUUUUUACAGCUCUACAGUCAAAUACAGUUUGUGAAUUUAAUUGAGGAGUCCUCGACUUUAAUAAAACAUUUUAUAUUUCAACGGUUCGGGGCGUAUUUAUGAAUUAACUUAGGGAGUUGUUUUUCAUUAGUUUUUUUUUAUGAGUUAUUUGUACUAUUCAAAAAUAUUUGUAUUAUGCAAAAAAUAUUCAUAAAUAAACUCAAAAACUUGAAAA